Messenger RNA from Echinops telfairi (small Madagascar hedgehog), 1745 nucleotides. RefSeq names its product family with sequence similarity 217 member A (gene FAM217A). The transcript has 4 exons. Bases 7 to 1500 code for a protein of 497 amino acids. Lineage: Eukaryota; Metazoa; Chordata; Mammalia; Afrosoricida; Tenrecidae. The record is from RefSeq and is a predicted model, not a curated record.
CCAUAAAUGUGCCUAUCUUGCCACCUGUGUAGGAUUUUAAAGAAACAGAGGAACAACUACAACAAAAUGUGCAGAGGAAAUGGUGAAAAUUGUGCCACCAAUCUACAAAUAUCAAACAUCUCUCACGAGAACCGUUUGGAAAUUCCAGUAGACCAACUGAUGCUGGAACUUAGUUUGUCAGAGAAAGCUCAGAAAAGAAAACAGAAUAGUAAACGAGACCUAUUUCAGUUAUGGAGUUAUCCUCUAAAUGAAGGGAAUACCAAUACCAUGGAGAGCAGGGAUUUCCAACUGUCUUCAGUAAACACUGGCUUUAAUAUAACCAGUACUCCCAUAAGGCUCUUCACUCUGAACCACUCACUAACGCCAAGUGCUGCAGUUGAGAAACAAGUUGACUCUUACCCUGGACUGCUGCAACAGGUGUCACUAGGUCUCUGCUGGCCGUACGCAGAUGGAGACUUUUUUGACGACAGAAAUGAACUUCAGAUGAAUUUAUGUUCGGCUACAGAAAGCAGCAGUUGUGACACUCUGUCUGCUUUCCAUGGGAAUUUUAAAUAUGGAAAUAGCAAUGUGGAGGAAAAUUUAACAGAUGAAAGCGACUUAUCAGAAAGCGAAAAAGCAAAUGAGACUUUGCUCAGCUAUUUUAAAACAAUGGACCUGAACUUAAAGCCAGAAACAAUAGAAAACUUUGAGGACGCUUUCACAGAGGAGCCAAGUGAAGUCUUCCCAUACCCUGAUUUUCUCCCUCCACCUUUCAAUACUGUAGACUUGUACAAAUUAGCCCUGUCAAAAUCUGAAAAUUGGAAAGCAGGGCUUGAACCUUCAGACAGCUCUGUUGAGCACUUGAUAACUCGUUUACUGGAAAUGGAACGACUACAGCACGUGACGAUACAAAAAGAGAAGAGACUACAAGCUAACUUAAGUCCUCCGAUAGUUCCUGAACGCCCGUCCUCCUCCAAAGCUGCACCUCAAGCGAGGCAGCCAAAACUUUCUGACUCUUUGAAUCUUCAGGCACUCUGUGUGGAUAAAAAUAGGGAGAAAAGAAAAAACACUUCUAGUUCGUGCAAACUUGAACAAAGUGCUUCAAAAUGGAACUGGAAUAAUGCUGCAAAGUAUAGAUGGAAUUCUAGGCCAACAUCUCUAAAAAGUUCAUCCACUAAAAAACAGCUGAUUGCAACUUAUGAUGACUUUAAGAAUCCCAAAAGCUCUAUUUUAAAUCUAUGCCAAGAACUCUCAACAAAGGCUGGUAGUGCCCAAACAACUCAAUCACUGGUUAAAAUGGUCUCAACAAGAUGUCUUCCAACAAGGUCCCCAAUACCAAUUUCACCCAUACCCCUGUCUUUUCCCGAAAAUCUGAGAGAAGAAAUUAAGCCAGCAAGAACCAAAAAGAAACUUUAUCAAAGAAAUAUAGUACUGAAUAGACCAUUCUAUUUUCAAAAGCUAAACUGUCUAUCACCUUCAUUUAUAACUAAAGAUAACUAUUCACCCAUUAGCCCAAAAUAACCUUUCCUAGAUACAUCUCACUUUCAGCUAACCGAUUUCUAGAAGCCUUGCUAAAAUAUGGUUCACCAUUCUGAGAAACAAGUAUUUAAAACACACACACACACAAGACCAUUGCUUCAAGUGAUAUGGAGCGGACUUUGUGAAAAUUAUUGCUAAGAUAACUUUAUAUAAAUCCAAGGGCUUCUAUAAUGACAUAUUUGACCAUCUUUUUUGCAUGUUAUAUUUCAAAAAAAUGUUUCAACUAG